Messenger RNA from Polistes canadensis, 1052 nucleotides. RefSeq names its product deoxynucleotidyltransferase terminal-interacting protein 2. The record is from RefSeq and is a predicted model, not a curated record. The transcript is spliced from 2 exons. NCBI's taxonomy places the organism in Eukaryota, Metazoa, Arthropoda, Insecta, Hymenoptera, Vespidae. Gene Ontology annotation, cellular component: nucleolus. Gene Ontology annotation, biological process: RNA processing. Gene Ontology annotation, molecular function: RNA binding. The coding region runs from base 124 to 903 and encodes 259 amino acids.
CCAAUCAAAUCCUUCUUUUGUGGAAUUAAUCAACAAACUUCUAAAAACCAUGAUGCAUGCGAGGUAAUGGAAAGUUGGCAUCGAGGUAAAAAGAUAUACAGAAUCGAUAAUUAGUUUUUAAAAAUGAAUAUAAUAAUCGAUACAAAAGGACAGCUAGAUUUAAGGAACAAAAGUCAAUUAAUAGAAAGUGACGAUGACGAUCCAGAGAAAUUUGAUACUAGUGGAACAAGUCUUUUGGGGAUUAUUGCCAGAGACUUCUUAAAGCAGGCUGAGAAUAAGAAGAAUCAGAAGAUAAAGAAACUUUCUCACAAUGAUAUUGAUUUAGACGAGUUUGAGAGAGACAUGGGUUGGAAAAAUGAUAUAAACCAUGUGCCUGAAAAUAGUUUUAAUGUAACAAAAUUAACUAAUGAAAUAGCACCGAUUGAUAAGAUACUUAAAAAAAGCGUUAUACAACCUGGAUUGGAACAAUUGGAAAGCAUACCAUCGUUGAGAGAAAAUAAAAGACGUGCACGCACUAAGAAAAUUGAAGAACGAAACAAAACUAAAGGCAAAGAGUGGUAUAAUUUACCGGCUACUGAACAUACCGAUGAGAUUAAACACGAUCUCGAAGUUAUUCAAAUGAGAUCUGUAUUAGAUCCUAAACACUUUUACAAAAAGAAUGACUUGAAAGUUUUACCUAAAUAUUUCCAAAUCGGCAAAGUAAUAGAUUCUCCUAUAGAUUAUUAUUCUGAUCGUCUUACGAAGAAAGAACGAAAGAAUACCAUUGUGGAAGAACUUAUGGCGGAUGCCGAAUUUGCUAAAUACAAUAAACGCAAAUAUAAAGAAAUAAUUGAGGAAAAGAAUAAACGACAAUAUAAAGCAUAUAAACAUGCUAAACGAUUAAAGAAAGGAAACAAGAAGUAAUCUUGAUAAUGUAUCUAAAAAUUAUAUAUAUAUAUGGUUUUGUAUUUAUAUAGGAUUAUUGUUAUUUGAAAAAUCCCUUUAUUUCUCCGCAUUUACGGAAGAUAUCAAAAUUAUUUUCAAAAUACAAAAUAUAUGUCGAUUAAGUAUAA